Molecule: messenger RNA, 453 nt
Organism: Naegleria gruberi
Lineage: Eukaryota; Heterolobosea; Eutetramitea; Acrasida; Naegleriidae
Exons: 1
Coding region: 1-453 (150 amino acids)
Biological process (GO): receptor guanylyl cyclase signaling pathway; cGMP biosynthetic process; intracellular signal transduction
Molecular function (GO): peptide receptor activity; guanylate cyclase activity
Source: RefSeq, a predicted model, not a curated record
AUGGGAACAUUUGAUGCGAUUCAUGACUUUAAUGUUAAAAAUCCAACAACACAAAUUAAUAUUAGAGCAGGAAUUAACACUGGUUCAGUAAUUGCAGGAGUGAUUGGAACUAAAAAGUUUGCUUAUGAUUUGUGGGGUGAUGCAGUGAAUACAGCUUCUCGAAUCGAAUCAACAUCACUCUCAGGAAGAAUUCAAAUCAGCAGAUCGACCUAUGAACGUGUUCAUGAUUUGGGAUUUGAAUUUGAGGAACGUUACAUUGAAGUUAAAGGAAAGGGAAUGACCACUUGUUACCUCCUCAAUGACAAGCACCACACAAAGCCAUUACCAACUCCAGAGGAGAUUGAAGACCUAGCUGAGAUGUCAGAGCCAGUUCCACAACAAUGGAAGAGAAAACAAGUAGACGGUAUAGAGGAAGAAGUAUCAUUACCACUGAGGAGGCUCGCCAAGAAAUGA